UGAUUCUGAGCUACUCUACCAAGACCAAGCUACUACUACUACUGUCACUGUGUUACUAGCCAGCUCAGGUACUCUCAACAUUCUCUGAUUCUGAGCUACUCUACCAAGACCAAGCUACUACUACUACUGUCACUGUGUUACUAGCCAGCUCAGAUCGGUUGGCAGAAUGUCUCUGCUGCUUUGUUGUUUUGUGAUGGCUCUGCACCUCUCAACAGGGCUGGAUGCUGCCCCGGGGGUGGUGAACACUACAGAGGAGGAGGUGGAAGGGGUGGACUCCCAGUCACCAUGCCCAGCCGGGUGGCAUCAGAAUGAGCAUCGCUGCUUCUCCUUCUACCCCGUCUGGGCCACCUGGGCCACUGCAGAGUUGUACUGCUCCCAGCACAGAGGGAACCUGGUGUCGGUUCACAGCCCGGGUCAACAGGUGUUUGUCCAGGAUCUGGUCAGGCGACACACAGACCAGCCGGUCUGGAUAGGAGGCUAUGAUGCAGCUCAGGAGGGGAUGUGGCUGUGGAGUGACGGAUCAGCUGUUGACAGUUUCUACUGGGAGGAGGAUGAGCCCAGUAACUCUGGACAGGGGGAGAACUGUAUGGAGCUACACACUGGAGGUGGGCAGGGCUGGAAUGACGUGUCCUGUGGAGAGCUGAGGUUCUAUGUGUGUUCUAUGGAGACAAGAUCUGGUUUAGCAUCAUUGCCAAGUCAGAAGAAAUCACACGAGAGAGAGCUGGUUGAAGAGGUGAGUAUUUAUGACGUCCUGUGGGAGACGAGUGAGAGAGUAGCAGAUGAGAUCCUCUACUCAGCCUUCCUCAGAGGGAUGUAUUCCAGACGUCUGCCUGCCCGCUGCUAUGCUGACUUCUGCCACCAGGAGGUGCUAUACCUGGACAGAGUCAUCACCAUGCUGCGGCUGCUGAUCAGAACAGUCCAGGGUCCUCCAGACAUCAUGAUGUUUCUCCAGAGAACACAUCAACGCUACCAGGAGUCUCUGAAGGAGGCCCAGAACCAAACUCCACCACACCUGAACCUGUCCUCCAUCCAGCCCUCUGCAGCUGUGCGUCAAUACCUCCAGAGCUUCCAUGACAUUGUGAAUGAGGAGCCCAUCUACUGGCUGGUGUCUCUGCUGCCCAGAGCCCUGCUCAGACCUUACCUGGCACAGAACCUGCCCCUGGGAGAGAGGACCAGACCAGGCCCCAGCCCCUGCCUCUACCCCUGGCUAAGUCUCUUCCCCUGCCCCUGCUACCAGUGGGGGGGAGAAGAGAUGAAGCCAGACCAGAGGAACCAGAAGGACAAGUCAGGGACAUAUUACAGGCAUCUACUGGAGAAGUACCAGGAUGUGAUAGACGUCUAUAAGGCUGUCAACAUCUUCAGAGUCCAGAUGAUCAACGAGAAGGCUCUCUUCACCUCCAGCUGGUUUCCCACUGGUGACGAGGAAGAAGAGGAGGACCAACCCAACCUGUGGUCUGUGGAGUCUGGUCCUGACGUUAGGGUGAAGCUGUAGCAGUGCAGCUGUAGAAUACAGGGAGCUGAGUGUGUAAGGCUGUGUGUUGUUGGUUUUCACACUGGGCAGGACUGUUCCUCUUGUCAGACAUAUUCUACUUUUAUGUUGGAAACUUCUCCAAAAUAACUACUUUCAGACUGUAUUAACACAAUAACAUAAUGAAUGCACACAUUUAAUAAUUGUCAACAAAGGGGCUACAAUAAAAUAAAAAACAUUUAGGUAAUAAAAUCAUAGAAUGAAACUGUG
Molecule: messenger RNA, 1738 nt
Organism: Oncorhynchus nerka (sockeye salmon)
Lineage: Eukaryota; Metazoa; Chordata; Actinopteri; Salmoniformes; Salmonidae
Exons: 13
Coding region: 167-1492 (441 amino acids)
Biological process (GO): response to peptide hormone; venom-mediated disruption of cell wall in another organism; positive regulation of cell population proliferation
Molecular function (GO): peptidoglycan binding; oligosaccharide binding; signaling receptor activity
Source: RefSeq, a predicted model, not a curated record